CAGUUAUCUACUUGCAUUUUAAUGGCUCACAGAGCAAUGAGAGGAGCAGCUAUGAGUGUAAUAACAGCAGUCAGUGGAUUUGUUCUCCUCACUGUGACAGUCGUUCUGGGUCAGGAUGUCUGGGGAGUGACUUACACUUCUACUCAGAUCUGUGCUGUAAAAGGAUCCACAGUGGAGCUACGCUGCACCUUCAGAUACCCAUGGACUAUAAAUGGAAUAAAUACAAGAGUUGUCAAAAAAUUCUGGUUCAUCAGAGACGAAAAUAAUGAACCUGUGGACCUGAAAACAGAGUCAGAGUACAGAGAUCGUGUUCAGUAUCAGCGUAAAAACAACGACUGCACUCUGAGAAUCUCAGACCUCAGAGAGAGCGACUCAGCUGAGUACAAGUUCAGAUUCAUAACAAACGAUCCAAGAGGGAAAUAUACUGGAUCACCUGGAGUCAUUUUGACAGUCACAGAUCUGCAGGUGCAGGUGAGCAGAUCAGCUGUCAGAGGUGAUUUUAAGUCAGCAGAUCUGAAGUGUGAGAGCAGUUGUCCUCUGCCUGAUAAUCUCUCCUACAUCUGGUACAAGAAUGAACGGAUCAUCACAGGACAAACAUCUAAUCUUCUUCUAAACUACCUGGAUCCUACAAACAGGAUUUCCUGUGCUGUCAGAGGAUAUGAGAACUUCCACUCUCCUUCAGUGGUGGUGAAGGAUGUCUGGGAUGUGACUUACACUUCUACUCAGGUCUGUGCCUUCAAAGGAGCAACAGCAGAAAUACGCUGCACCUUCAGAUACCCAUCGACUAUAAAUGGAAUAAAUACAGAAGUUGUCCAAAAAUUCUGGUUCAUCAGAGACGAAAAUAAUGAACCUGUGGACCUGAAAACAGAGUCAGAGUACAAAAACCGUGUUCAGUAUCAGUGUAAAAACAACGACUGCACUCUGAGAAUCACAGACCUGAGAGAGAGCGACUCAGCCGAGUACAAGUUCAGAUUCAUAACAAACGAUCCAAGAGGGAAAUAUUCUGGUGUACCUGGAGUCACUUUGACAGUCACAGGUCCACAGCUCCAGGUACAUGUGAGGAGAUCAACAGUAAACUCUUAUUCUAACUGGAAAGAGCUGACAUGUCACAACAACUGUCAGCUACCCGAUCAAUCUUCCUACAUCUGGUACAGGAAUGGACACAAACUUUCAUCAGACGAACAAUAUUUACACCUCAACACAUUUGAUUCUGCAGACAGUUUUCACUGUGCUGUGAAAGGAUAUGAGCAAUUCCCUUCUCCAACAGUGUAUGCUCCAAAGCUUCCCUCUGUGUCAGUGAGUCCCUCUGCUGAGAUAGUGGAGGGCAGUUCAGUGACUCUGACCUGUAGCAGUGAUGCUAACCCAGCAGCUAGUUACACCUGGUACAAGGAGGAUGUCAUCAACCCUCUCAUUUACCAAAACCAACAUUUUUUCUUCUCCAUCCUGCCCUCUGACUCUGGAAAGUAUUACUGUACAGCUGAUAAUGACCUGGGACAAAAGAGAUCUGAAAGCAGAACUAUUGAUGUGAAAUAUGCUCCAAAGCUUCCCUCUGUGUCAGUGAGUCCCUCUGCUGAGAUAGUGGAGGGCAGUUCAGUCACUCUGACCUGUAGCAGUGAUGCUAAUCCAGCACCUAGUUACACCUGGUACAAGGACAACAAAGUACUGGCAACAAGACAAAAGAAUGUUUAUCACUUUAUCUCCAUUAAAUUGGAGAACAGUGGGAAUUAUUCCUGCAAGUCUGAGAAUCAGUAUGGACAGAAGAACUCUACGUCUCUAUCAAUAGAUGUUCAAUAUGCUCCAAAGCUUCCCUCUGUGUCAGUGAGUCCCUCUGCUGAGAUAGUGGAGGGCAGUUCAGUCACUCUGACCUGUAGCAGUGAUGCUAACCCAGCAGCUAAAUACACCUGGUACAAGGAGGAUGAAGACUCACCUAAAGCAUCAGGACACAACUUCACCAUCAGCAACAUCAGACCUGAGCACAGUGGGAGUUAUUACUGUGUGGCCCACAACAGCAGAGGACGUCAUAAUGUCACCUUACAGCUGACUGUCAGGGAAGAUUUCCCGAAGGCGGCAAAACUAGCUGUCACUGGAAUAACUCUUGUGGUUUUCCUAGUUAUUAUAUGCCUCUUGGUCUUUUUCCUGCUUGCAAAAAAGAAGCCCUCAGCAUUAUUUCCUGUGCCUGGAAACAGACGGGACAACAACAACAAGGUUUCCUGCACAUCUCCAAGUCAGCACACAGGGAAGACAGAGUCUCCACCCAGUCACUCAGAGGAAGAUGAAGAGCUUAACUAUGCUAGUGUCCGAUUCUCAACGAACCAGACUGAUCCCAUUUAUUACAACAUCCGAUCAGCUGGAUCCCGCAGACAAAAGGUGAAAGAGGAGGAUGAGCAUGUAGAGUACGCUGCAGUCAACUUCAGUCCUGCCCUGAGAACUGUACACCAGGACAGUGAGGAGGAUCCGUCUGAAUUGUACAGCACAGUCAAGAAAAUCUGAUAAAAGCAAAAGGAAGCCGAACUGUGGACCAUUCUUUAAUUGUCAGUUCCUAAUAGAGCUACUGGACAGUAGAUAUGAUUCUACAAUAUAAUUUUGGUCAGGCGUUCAUUGUCCCCUGAGGGUAACUGCUGUGGACUUGAUUGUCUGAUUUCAUCUGAAGUUUUGUACUACACCUCUAGUUUUAACUUCAACUGAUAUUUCUUCAAAAGAGUGUCCAGAUGUUUGGGGAGUAGAGGUUAUUUUGUCAUUUUCUUUGAAACUACUUGUUCAACACUGGAAAAAACAACAAGUCCAUUCAAGAUUUUUCAGGUUCUUAAAGUUUGGUACAAAUAUGCAGGUUAUCUGUUGCUGUCUAUUGCCAAGAUUUAGUGCAAACCUUCAUGUCCACCUUCUGAUCCACCAUCAGGCAAAAAAUUCAUCUCAUACGUUUGUUGGAAGUCAUGUAUACUUGACUAAAAUGUAUAUUUCUUUUAGUUUCAUGAGACAUAGGAAAUGUUUUUGCACUGCAGCACUGUAUGUAAUAGCUAAUACAUGGUAAGCUUGUAUUUAUUAAUAUUAUUAAUAUUAUUGUUGUUGUAAUACAUCAGUAUGCUGAGUUAAAGAGCACCGAGUUAUUGGAAAAGAACAUGCGUCCUGUUUCCACUCCAUAGUAGUACAGAAUAAUAUUUUACACAUUUUCCACGAUUCACUUUAGUUCUGUCUGUUUUAUAUUUUGUCUGCAUCAUUCCUGCUCUCAGUUGUUUAAUUGUAAUUUGCUUAAAGUAAAACCAUCAUUAUUUAAAAGAACUCUUCUGUUUCCUGUUGUUAACUCUGAUGGUGGUUUUGAAUGUUGUUUUAAAUGCAUUCUUUUCACACUGAUUGUUUAUAACAUGCUUUACAAAUAGAAUAAUCUUUACAUCUGAGUUCCCGAGUUCAUGUUUUUGUGUCAGAUAUUUCUGUUUCAAAGCAUUUCUUGUGUUAUUUCUUGUAUUAUAUUGUAACCAUGUGCCUUUGUGUGCUCAU
Molecule: messenger RNA, 3492 nt
Organism: Maylandia zebra (zebra mbuna)
Lineage: Eukaryota; Metazoa; Chordata; Actinopteri; Cichliformes; Cichlidae
Product: sialoadhesin
Source: RefSeq, a predicted model, not a curated record